This is a messenger RNA of Verticillium alfalfae VaMs.102, 1572 nucleotides long. RefSeq lists its product as hypothetical. Gene Ontology annotation, cellular component: membrane. The transcript is spliced from 5 exons. Gene Ontology annotation, molecular function: carbohydrate:proton symporter activity. The coding region runs from base 1 to 1572 and encodes 523 amino acids. Gene Ontology annotation, biological process: transmembrane transport; carbohydrate transport. The record is from RefSeq and is a predicted model, not a curated record. Lineage: Eukaryota; Fungi; Ascomycota; Sordariomycetes; Glomerellales; Plectosphaerellaceae.
AUGGGGGCAUCUCGGUCAAAGUCUAAGCGCACCACAACGUACAACCGACUGGUCACGGUUGCAGUUGCAUUUGGAUCCCUUACCUACGGUUAUUGUUCUUCGGUAAUAGGAAGCACUAUUGGACAACCUGGCUGGUACGAGUUCUUCAAUCUUCCGCUGCAGGGCGAGCCUGGAUAUGCAACCAAAACCACCGACGCCAUCGCGACAGCGAAUGGCAUCUACAGCGCUGGCGGAGCCAUAGGCACGCUCUUUAUCAUGUGGGCCGCUACAACUCUCGGUCGAAAGAGAUGUAUCCAGAUUGGUGGGGCUUUCUCACUUCUCGGCGGCGCUUUACAAGGUGGUGCAGCGAAUCUCGGCAUGUUCCAAGCCGGCCGUAUACUCGCCGGCAUCGGCAUCGGCAUCCUCGUCACCGUUUGUCCGAUGUACAUGGGAGAACUCUCGCCGCCCGAGAAGCGAGGGUGGCUCGUCGGCCACCAUCCCAUCUUCCUUGUCUUUGGGUACAUGCUGUCGGGCUGGCUCGGAUAUGCAUGUUACUUUGCAACCGCCCGGAACCCCGAGUUUGCGUGGCGGUUUCCGCUGUGUAUGCAAUGCUUUGCCCCUCUCAUCUUGCUGACCGCGUCUUUCUGGAUUCCCGAGUCGCCGCGCUGGUUACUUCAGAAGGGCAAGAUCGAAGAGGCGUGGAAUGUGGUACAGAACCUCCGCAAGUCUGACGACGACCCCCACGACAUUGUCGCCCGGGAGGAGAUUUAUCAAGUACGCGAGCAGAUUGUGUUGGACGCGGCUAAGCUCAAGGCCAUCGGCUGCACGCCGUGGACAGCUGUGAUCAAGAAGAAGAGCUAUCGGAAGCGCAUGGCCAUUGGCUUUCUGACACAAUGGGGUGCAGAGUUUGCUGGACCGCUCAUCAUUACGGGAUCCAUGCCACUGCUUCUCUCGGCGCUAUGGCUCACCACUGCCGGUGUCAUCUACAACCCUCUCGGCGCAUGGCUCCAUGAUAAGGUCAAUUCGCGUCGCUGGAUGUUUAUCGUCGGCCUCUUUGGGUGCCUCAUUACGACCAGCGGUUUCGCCGCGUGCAUUGCAGAGUUCAGCGGCACGUCGAACCAAGCCGGCAACGCAGCCGGCGUCUUCUUUGUGUUCCUCUAUCUUGCGUUUCAAGGCACACUUUGUGACACCACCAUGUACCUCUACGUCGCCGAGAUCUUCCCCACGGAGAUCCGGCCCAUCGGCAUGGGUUUCUCGCUUUUCGGUCAAUUCACGAGCACCAUUAUCCUGCUCCAGACGGCACCAAUCGGUAUUGUCAAUGUCGGGUGGAAAUAUUACCUUGUCAUCAUUGUCUGGUGCAUCUUUUUCAUCCCCGUAGUGUACCUUUUCUUCCCAGAGACGGCUAAACUCUCGCUGGAGGAGAUCUCGGCCCGUUUCGGCGACGACGUGGCCGUUCGGAUCACCGAUGUUUCGGAUGACCAGCGGAAGGAGCUGGACGACUUCCUCAAGACGACCGAUGUCGUCCACAUGGAGACGCACGCGGAUGAGAAGAAGGCGAGAGUGGGCAAUGAGGACAUUACAACCGUGGCCUAG